Messenger RNA from Maylandia zebra (zebra mbuna), 1284 nucleotides. RefSeq names its product natriuretic peptide A (gene nppa). The record is from RefSeq and is a predicted model, not a curated record. Gene Ontology annotation, molecular function: hormone receptor binding; hormone activity. Gene Ontology annotation, cellular component: extracellular region; cytoplasm. Gene Ontology annotation, biological process: neuropeptide signaling pathway; negative regulation of systemic arterial blood pressure; cGMP biosynthetic process. NCBI's taxonomy places the organism in Eukaryota, Metazoa, Chordata, Actinopteri, Cichliformes, Cichlidae.
CAUCCAAACACCUACAAGUCAAAGAAGAAAAAGAGAAUUUAUCCAUUCAUCCAACUACUAACACGAGUUGCAGCAACCCACAGAGCAACAUGCGUCUGUCUUCUAUAUCGCUCUGUAGCCUCCUUCUCAUUUUAAAGCUGCAGCUGACUAGUACAUAUCCCAUCAGCACUGGCUUGACUGACACUGACAUGGACAUCUUGAAGGUGCUCCUAAGCAGACUGGAAGAGUCUGUUUCAGACCAAACGGCAGUGGACCAAAAUGCCCCUGGACAGAGAGAUCUUCUAGACAGCCUUAGCAGAGAGGACGCAGGAGAUAGACAUCAGCCAGACACCGGACUAGAUGAAGCUGAAAUCCGGGAGUUUCUUUCGGCCAAGAACCUCAAGAGUGUCCGCAAUGAUUCAUCUAGGAAAUCCUCUGGUUGUUUUGGGCGACGGAUGGACAGAAUAGGCUCCAUGAGCUCUCUGGGGUGCAACACUGUGGGAAGAUACAAUCCAAAGUGUCAGAAUGCACUUGGGGCCGUCUACAAAAUGAUGGCACUGCCUGUCUGGCGCAUGAAGAAACAUAACAUGAGAACUGAGGUUCUGUGGGGUGUAUUGGCCCUGCUGUGUCAGCAAACACUGGUUAGCAGCCACAUACUGGGGAGGCCCUCAUCUGCUAAUGACCUGGCUCAGCUCAAGUCUUUGCUGGAACGCUUUGAGGAGACAUUGGAUGAAGUGGUCCAGAAAGAAGACUUGGAAGCUUAUUAUGAAGACAUGAACCAAGAGCCCAAAAGCAGCCAGGCCAGCCAAGGAUGGGACCAAGAGGGGAACCAAGAACCUCUGAUAUCUGAAAAAGCCCAACCACUAACUGAGGGCAAGACUGUGAAUCAGAGGAGCCGCCUCCAGGACCUGCUGAUGGCCACCAGGAAACGCACCUCUGGCUGUUUUGGAGCCAGGAUCGAUCGAAUAGGAAAUGCCAGUGGCUUGGGAUGCAAUAGUGGAAGAGGAUAGUCCAGCCUUUUCCCGGGGCGCAUGACGAAUUCUGCUGUUGGAACUGAAAUUAUAUCAGAGAAAUAUAGAGUUUGGAAAAGUAUGGUUUUGUAUUAGUUGCAUUUCAACUUUGUGUAUCUAUUUUGCAUGUUUCUGUGUCAGACAUGAGAAACUGGCUGUUUUUCAAGUAGGUAAUUAAUUCGAUAAGUCCAUUGUAGAUGAGCAACAUAAACACUUUAAUGGAAAAGAGUUAAACAACUACUGUAACUGCAUGUGGGGGUCUAACAAAAAUAAACAUAUUUUUUACUUACAUGAA